CCUUCAACCAUCCAUACAAAUCUCUGAAAGUUAGAAGCUUCUUCCCAACAAUAAUGGGUCCUCAUUCAUGGCUUCUUAGGUUCAUAAUUGCAGCUACACUCACUGCAAUUUGCAGAACAGUUGAGUCCGGCAUAUGAAGCUGAUAGGAUCCUGAAGCUGCCAGGACAACCAGAGGUUAGUUUCCAGCAGUACGCCGGGUAUGUUACUGUUGAUGAAAUCCAACAGAGGGAGCUCUUCUACUACUUCGUCAAAGCUGCGACCAACUCUCCAAGCCUCUCGUUUUGUGGCUCAAUGGAGAUAUCUACUGAAGUUCAGAUGAUCAUUAAGUUGUUAUAUAACUGCUGUCAUGAUUUCUUAUGUGGGUUUCUGAGCUAUUAGGACCUGGUUGCUCUUCAGUUGGAGCUGGAGCUUUCUCUGAACAUGGCCCUUUCCAGCCAAAUGCCGCAGGGGUUCUGGUCCAUAAUGACUACAGUUGGAACACAGAAGCAAACAUGCUCUACUUGGAAUCCCCAGCAGGAGUUGGAUUCUCGUAUUCUGCCAACACCUCUUUCUAUACGUUGGUCAAUGACUCCAUAACAGCAAAAGACAGCUUGGUUUUCCUACAAAGAUGGCUAGUCAAGUUUCCUGAAUAUAACAACAGAGAUCUCUUCAUCACCGGAGAAAGCUAUGCUGGUCACUAUGUCCCACAGCUAGCACAGCUAAUUGUGGAGUCGGGAUCAAAUCUCUGCUUGAAAGGCAUCACUAUAGGGAACCCGUUGUUGGAGUUCGACACAGAUUUCAACGCCGAAGGACAUUUCUACUGGUCUCACGGCUUGAUAUCAGACCAGACUUAUCACCUUAUCAAUACAAUCUGCAAUGUCUCCCAGAUCAUGAGAGAAAGCUGGUCAGGCAACUAUUCCAAGCCAUGUGAAAUGGUUGCAAAUCUGAUUAACGCAGAAUGGGCCAGCAGUAACUUGGACGGCUAUGAUGUCACUUCUGAUGUCUGUUUGUCUGAUGGUGAAACACAGUUGGGUUCCCAGAAACAACAUUCUUCGUUAGCUUCUAGUUUCCAUCCAGUUUCGUCUCUCAAAUCCGUACAACGUGCUCCCAGAAAGAAAGAAGCUGGUGGAGAGUCGAUAGACCUUUGUGUACAAGAUGAUACUUACACAUAUUUAAACAGGAAAGAUGUCCAUGAAGCUAUGCAUGCCAAGCUUGUUGGCCUAAAUAGUUCUUGGAGUUUCUGCAGUCAGGUGAUGAAUUAUGAUGAAUACAAUCUAGAGAUACCAACAAUUGGCGUGGUGGGCUCAUUGGUGGGAUCGGGGAUUCAAGUACUAGUGUACAGCGGGGAUCAAGACUCGGUUAUCCCCUUCAUCGGGACGAGGCAUCUUAUGAAUCGUUUGACAACGGAGGUGGGAUUGAACACACCCGUGCCAUACAAGGCAUGGUUUGAUUAUGACAAACAGGUGGGGUGGAUGGACACAAGUCUAUGGGGAGAACAAUCAGUUGUCAUUUGCAACCAUUAGAGGAGCCUCUCACAUGGCUCCAUUCUCCUCUCCCAAGAGGUCACUCGCAUUGUUUGCAGCAUUUGUUGCUAGGAAACCAUUGGCAACUUGAUCUACCUCUACCAUCAAUCAUGGAAAUCCCAAAUUGUAAAAAGUUCAAUAAUUUUCCAUGCAAGGGAACCAACUAAGCCAAUACAUGUAUAGAAUGAAU
This is a messenger RNA of Linum trigynum, 1692 nucleotides long. The record is from the annotation of a GenBank genome assembly. Lineage: Eukaryota; Viridiplantae; Streptophyta; Magnoliopsida; Malpighiales; Linaceae.